AUGGCCAACACCAGGACACGGAAUCAGCAGAGCUCAGAGCUGGAAGAUGAUUCGGUGGAAGGUGAUUUAGCGGAUCUCCGUUCAAACAUCCCUUUGUAG
This is a messenger RNA of Sclerotinia sclerotiorum 1980 UF-70, 99 nucleotides long. RefSeq lists its product with no specific name. The coding region runs from base 1 to 99 and encodes 32 amino acids. The record is from RefSeq and is a predicted model, not a curated record. The transcript has 3 exons. Lineage: Eukaryota; Fungi; Ascomycota; Leotiomycetes; Helotiales; Sclerotiniaceae.